CCCAAAGUUCUCCGCGAAAGGCCCACAUUGGUCCAAAUUGACCCAAAUCUCUCAGAAUGGCCCACAUUGGCCCAAAUUGACCCAAAUGUCUCUGACAAGGCCCCAGAUUGGACCGAGUCGGCCCAAACCAGACCGAGUCGGCCCAAAUCUCUCCGAGAACUGCCCGUACUGGCCCAAAUUUUCUCCGAAAACCCCCGAAAUUUCUUCCCCCUCCUCCCCCCCCAGCCCGAAACGCCGGCGACGCAGCGCAUGGUGGAGAGCCUGCUGCAGAAAUUCGCGGCCCAGGAGCUGAUUGAGGUGCGCCGGGGGCUGUUGGCCGAAGGCCCCACCAUCGUCACCUACGCCGACCACUCCAAACUGGCGGCCAUGACCGGCGCCGAACGCGUCGGCGACGGCGAUGCCGACGUCGCCGGGAGGAAGCGCCGAGCGGAACAGGACAACGGGAGCGGGGCCGGCGUCGCCGGCGCGGAAACGGGGAAGGAAACGGCGAAGAAAUCCCGGAAGCAGGCGUCCGACGUGGACCUGGAGAUCGAGAGUUUGCUCAGCCAGCAGUCCACCAAGGAGCAGCAGAGCAAAAAAGUGAGCCAGGAGAUCCUGGAGCUGCUGAACACCACCACGGCCAAGGAGCAGUCCAUCGUGGAGAAGUUCCGCUCGCGGGGUCGGGCGCAGGUGCAGGAAUUCUGCGACCACGGCACCAAGGAGGAAUGCGUCAAAGCCACCGGCGCCGAGAGGCCGUGCCGGAAGCUCCACUUCCGGUCGGGGUGAAGGGGAACCCUCAAGGCUUCAACCGCGGCCUGGACUGCGACGUCAUCGUGGCCGAGGUCCGCUCCACCAGCCACAAACCCGACGAAAUCUACGGCAUGAUCGAGCGCCUCUCGCCCGGCACCCGCAAGAUCGAACUCUUCGGCCGGCCCCACAACGUCCAACCCAAUUGGAUCACCUUGGGGAACCAACUGGACGGGAUCCACCUGCUGGACCCGGACGUGGUGGCUCAGUUCAAGCAGCACUACCCCGACGGGAUCAUCUCCAAACCCAAAAACGUGUAAUUUCCGCGGCGCCGUUUUGGGGCGCUUUGGGACAAAAUGAUCAUUUUGCCCUUCCCCUCCCUCCCCUUUCACCCGAAGAGCCAAAAAUAGACAUUUUCGGCGCGCGUUUUGGGGCGAAACCGGCGGAAAAAAACGCACCCGCAAAAAGGGACACAAAACCUCUUGGCUCUUUUUUUUUCUUUCUUUUUUUUUUUUUUUUAAUAGAAAUCGCCCAAAUUUGCCCCAAAAAUGGAAAUGGGGGAAGAGGAGGGGAGGGGGGGAAGGGCGUGGGGUGAAUUUUUGGGGUGAAUUUUGGGGUGAAUUCAGUGUUAUUUGACGAAAACCACGUUGUUGCUGGCGUUGCGGGCGGCCAACCAGGCCAGGAAGACGUCCCUGCAAGAAAUUUUGGGGUAAAUUUCGCCGGUUUUGGGUCUCUUCUUCGUUUCGAUGGCGUUCUAUUAAAUUUGGGGGACUUGGGGGCAUUUUGGAGAUUUCUGAUUGAAAUUUUGGGUUCAAUUCCUCCGUUUUUGGGUCUUUUCUCCAUUCUUAUGGCACUUCAUUAAAUUUUGGGGCAUUUGA
Messenger RNA from Numida meleagris (helmeted guineafowl), 1604 nucleotides. It is a transcript of the gene METTL3, whose product is annotated as methyltransferase like 3. Lineage: Eukaryota; Metazoa; Chordata; Aves; Galliformes; Numididae. The record is from RefSeq and is a predicted model, not a curated record. Gene Ontology annotation, molecular function: mRNA m(6)A methyltransferase activity; mRNA (2'-O-methyladenosine-N6-)-methyltransferase activity. Gene Ontology annotation, cellular component: RNA N6-methyladenosine methyltransferase complex; nucleus.